AUGGAGAGGCCCCUGGAGCGGGACAACAUGACCAGGGUCCAGCAGUUUGUCUUGCUGGGCUUGUCCACAAGGCCAGAAGUAAGGGACGUCCUGUUUGCCGUCUUCCUGACCCUCUACCUGCUGACCCUCCUGGAGAACACGCUCACCGUCCUCCUCGUCUGCAGGCACAGCGAGCUCCACAAGCCCAUGUACUUCUUCCUGGGCAACCUGAGCUGCCUGGAGAUGUGCUACGUGUCGGUGACCACGCCCAGCCUGCUCGCGGGGCUGCGGGCUGGACCCUGCCGCGUGCCCUUCACAGCCUGCAUGACCCAGCUCUUCCUCUUCAUCUCCCUCAUCUGCACGGAGUGCUCCCUCCUGGCGUCCAUGGCCUACGACCGCUACGUGGCCGUCUGCCGCCCACUCCACUACCCGCUGCUCAUGAGGCCCCAGGUCUGCCUGGGCUUGGCCGUGGCUUCAUGGCUUGGUGGGCUGCUGGUCUCAGUGGUCAAAACAGCAUGCAUCGCCAGCCUGUCCUACUGUGGCCCCAACGUCCUCAAC
Molecule: messenger RNA, 537 nt
Organism: Vicugna pacos (alpaca)
Lineage: Eukaryota; Metazoa; Chordata; Mammalia; Artiodactyla; Camelidae
Product: olfactory receptor 6Z7-like
Biological process (GO): G protein-coupled receptor signaling pathway
Cellular component (GO): membrane
Molecular function (GO): G protein-coupled receptor activity; olfactory receptor activity
Source: RefSeq, a predicted model, not a curated record